Molecule: messenger RNA, 1536 nt
Organism: Marchantia polymorpha subsp. ruderalis
Lineage: Eukaryota; Viridiplantae; Streptophyta; Marchantiopsida; Marchantiales; Marchantiaceae
Source: the annotation of a GenBank genome assembly
UUGUUCUCAAGAGAGGACAAAGACAUUUGGGUCCGUAUUAUUUCGUCGACUCCUACCAGCGAUUGCUUCAUUGAGAAGCCAGGCCCGGCAUUUUUAUGUCGGGGAAGAUCACGGUCAGCUCUAGAUACCCGUGAUCUUCGUAGCCCGGGUGGUAAAGAAAAGUACGGAGACCCGGUCUGUCGUGCUCUGGUACCAGCACUCGGUCUGUGACAGACAGCAGUUCUGCAAACUUGCAAAUAAUUCAAAUUUUUGUCGCAUGGAAUUCUCAAUCCUUCCAUUCGGCAUCGAGAUCGAAUGUUCGGCGGAAAAAUUUGAUCGACUGUUCCGAUUUCGUGGGUUGAAGAUUCGAAGUGCUCGGAGCUGAAAUGCUUGUCGUUGCUGCCGUAGGCGGUAGCACCGGAGCUGUGCAUGAGUCGAAAGUUUGGAACGACUGGAGCUCUUCCUUCGGCUGCGGAAGGCAGCGAGCUACGAAUCUUGAGAGAUUGACAUCAUGAAUUAAAUAAUACACGAGAAAAUCUUUGUCGAGCUGAAUCCAUGGCCGGAGCUAGCCUGUACAAGAGGAUGGGCCGCAUGAACCCAUUCAUGCGGUAUGGAAUGCCUAUGAUAACACUCACCGUGUUGGGAUCUCUGGGUCUUUCUCACCUUCAACAAGGCCGGAAAGAUGUUGCAAAUGCACGUGACGAUCGGCAGUGGGAAGCCAUAGCCCAGCAGCGGUCUUUGUCCCGGGAAGGGCCUCUGGCUGAUUUUGAAUCCAAGAAGAAGAAGCACAUUGAUCUGGAAGAAGAGCUCAAGGCCUUUCAACUAAAAGUGGACAUCAAUGCAUUUGAGUACAAGGCCGUUCCAAAGCCACGUCAAGCAGAGUGACUGAAGAAUGUCUGCCCACCAAUGUUGGAAGCAAGAACUGGCACGCGUUGGGGCAUCACCGUAGCCCUGUACUGUGAGUCACUUUUGGAGCACGACAGCGGACAAGUCACUUUUGGAGCUCGAAGUCAAGCUCAAGAGCAGCAGAGUGAAUGAUUUGAAGUCUUUAUGCUUCGUAUGACACUGCUGCCAACAGGGGCUCAUUUUCCGAGUAUGCGAAGCUCACGACAUGCCUGACCCAAAGAUAUUGCACGGACAUCUACCAAGAGCUGGAGGGUAGAUUGAGAUUCGUCCGGACGUACACCCAGGCCGACCUGAAACUUAUAUAUUGUAGGGUGUAUGCACUAAUUGGAAAUUAAUACAAUAUUUUAUCAGUAGAAUGUCCAACACUAAAUUACGCUUCUGUGGAGUAUAGGUCGUUUCAAGUUGGGCGUGAAAUGGAUACACAGUAUGUGAGUGGUUGUUUCAGUGUAGAUACUUCAGUGAGGUUGUAUACAUUAAUGAGUUUAUUCCUCAUUAAUCUUGGAAUAUGACAUUGUAUCACCACAGUAGUUUGUUAAGGACUUGAUGUCCUAAGUUCAGGGGCAUGCUGUAAAGAGUGCAAAAUCUGCCCUUGCACACCUUUUCUCGAAGUUCAAUCCACACAAGUGUGCCUCCCACGAAGUCUGUCCAUCC